Messenger RNA from Platichthys flesus (European flounder), 4476 nucleotides. It is a transcript of the gene satb1a, whose product is annotated as SATB homeobox 1a. Gene Ontology annotation, molecular function: RNA polymerase II cis-regulatory region sequence-specific DNA binding; DNA-binding transcription factor activity, RNA polymerase II-specific. The coding region runs from base 434 to 3178 and encodes 914 amino acids. NCBI's taxonomy places the organism in Eukaryota, Metazoa, Chordata, Actinopteri, Pleuronectiformes, Pleuronectidae. Gene Ontology annotation, biological process: chromatin remodeling; regulation of transcription by RNA polymerase II. The transcript is spliced from 11 exons. The record is from RefSeq and is a predicted model, not a curated record.
GUCAGAGCUGCAGCCUCGUACAUGACACGCAGAGAAUAGUGUGAUCCUGGAGCUCAGAGCCGUGCAUUGUUCUCCCCGUGCCGGGGCUUGAUCCACGGCAGCAGCUGCAGCCUGCCCCGGUGCUCGAUCUGAACUUGCACUGAGGCCAGUAAAUGCAUCGUUGCCGGCGGAAGAUGAUACAAAGCGUGGCCGGUGAACGGUGCAACAAGGAGGAAUAGACGCAAAACUACUUGGACAGUAAACAGACGAUCGGCGCCGUGAGGAGGAGGCACGGGAGCGUACACGGUCGAGAGGAGCGGGGGAUCAAUGGGAGCGAGCGCGUGUGUGCCAUAUGGAUCCGGCGGAUGUCUGCGGGAAUGGGCUGCUGAUGCGUGAUGGCAGGUCGGGGGACGCGAGCCGCCGGGUCUGUGGCUGAAACAGUGUGAUACCACAGAUGGACACCCUGUGUAAUGGAGCCAAGCAAUCCGAGGGCAGUGAUCCCAUUGUAGACACCAGGCCCCCUCCCGCCAAGCUGGCUCGGCUGGAACAAAACGGAGCGGGACCCUCGGCCCAGGAGAGGAGCCGGCAGGGGAGUCCUGAGGCCCAAAACCCCUGUCUGGCUCAGAACCCCACCGCAGGGAGGCCACAGGGAAAAAACUGGCACAGCAGAGGGAGUGUGCUGCCGGUGUUCUGCGUGGUGGAGCACAGAGAGAGCCAAGUGGACGGAGAGAGGAGAGAAGAACACUCCGAGUUUGUGUUGGUCAAGAGAGAUCUGCUGUUUAACCAGCUGAUAGAGAUGGCCCUGCUGACACUGGGCUACUCUCACAGCUCUGCCGCGCAGGCUAAAGGUCUGAUCCAGGUUGGCAGGUGGAACCCGGUGCCUCUGUCCUGUGUAACAGAUGCUCCGGACGCCACAGUGGCGGACAUGCUGCAGGACGUUCACCAUGUCAUCACCCUGAAAAUACAGCUGCACAGCUGCCCCAAACUGGAAGACUUGCCAGCCGAGCAGUGGAGUCACUCGACAGUGAGAAACGCUCUGAAGGAGCUCCUCAAGGACAUGAACCAGAGCUCCCUGGCUAAGGAGUGUCCACUGUCCCAGAGUAUGAUAUCAUCUAUUGUAAAUAGCACUUACUAUGCAAAUGUCUCAGCUGCCAAGUGUCACGAGUUUGGUCGAUGGUACAAGCACUUCAAGAAGACCAAAGGUUUCAAAGAGAUUGACAGCUUCUCUGAGCAGUCUGCACAUAUUACCCUCACCCAGCAGCCAAUCACAGGUCCCGAGCAGUGCCCGACCCUUCUUUUCCCUCGAGGAGGAGUAGCCGGCAUGUGUGCUCACCCGCCCCUCGGCCUACGCCCUCCUGCGCUGGGGACCCAACCUCUCAGCCCCCAAAUGGUUAACCAGCAGCUGGUGAUGGCCCAGUUCCUCAACCAGCAGUAUGCUGUUAGCCGCAUGCUGGCGAGCCAGGGCCUUUCGCCGUCCCCGCAACAGUAUCUCAACCACCCCCCCAUGGUGAGAGCCAAGGUAUUCGCCUCAGAGUCCCAAGCUCCACAGCAGGCGCAGUGCGGCCCGGGGGGAGGCUCUGCUGCCGGGCCUCCGAACCAGGCACCGGCUGGCUCCUCAGGGGGCCAGUGCGAUGUGCCGAUGGAGAUCUACCACUGUGUGAGGGAGGAGCUGAAGAGAGCAGGCAUCUCCCAAGCCAUCUUUGCCCGGGUGGCUUUUAACAGGACCCAGGGUCUGCUGUCAGAGAUCCUGCGUAAGGAGGAGGACCCCAAACACGCCUCCCAGUCUCUGGUGGUCAACCUGCGAGCCAUGUACAGCUUCCUGCUGCUCCCCGAGGCAGAGAGGGAGCGCGUCUACCAGGAGGAGAAAGAGAGGAGCCUGACCGGAUUCAUCCCCAGCUGCAACAACACGCCACCGAGAUCUACGCAGGCGAGGCUGUCCCCGGUUUCAGCCGACAGAGGGCUGAAGACCGAGAGCUGCGUUCUCAACGUCAGCUCCAACAUCUACGAGGAGAUCCAGCACGAGAUGAAGAGAGCCAAGGUGUCUCAGGCCCUGUUUGCAAAGGUGGCCGCCUCCAAGAGUCAGGGCUGGCUGUGUGAGCUGCUGCGCUGGAAGGAGGAUCCCAGUCCGGAGAACCGGACCCUAUGGGAGAACUUGUGUAUGAUCCGCAGAUUCCUCAGCCUGUCCCAGACCGAGAGAGACUUCAUCUACGAGCAGGAGAGCAGCAGCACAAUGGCACAGCAGCACUGCGCUGACAGGCUCGCGUUGCUCGGCAGUGACAAUACACUGUACCAGCACAACUCCCCUCUGCCACAGCAACACCAUUUUCAACCACAUCACCCCCUUCAGCCUGAGGCGGGACCUCACCUGUCUCCACGGCAACCGUGCACAGCAUCGCCAGCCGAGUCUGAGGUUGGGGUCAACUGGGGGCACCUGAGAGUGCGUUUGCAGAGCAGAGGCAGCAGCAAUGGCGAGAGAGGGGACAUGAAGGACUGGGCUGAGGGAGGACAAGGAGAGAGGGGCAGUUUGGGAGGAGACUGGGGUGGUUCUGGGAGGUCGAGGGAUACGGAAGAGAAGGAGCAGGCAAUGGAUGGAAGUGCGGGUGAGGAAGGCACGAAUGAGAUCACAAGAGACAGCCAAGAGGGCAAGGCAAAGGACAAGCUGUCUGUGAAGUGGCCCGAUGUGAAGAAUGAGAGCCAAGGUAGGGCUGGGGUUUGUUCAGAGGCAGAUAAUAAUGAGGUCGAAGGUGGAGAUGAGGUUCAAGGAGAGGGGCUAAAACUUUCCUGCGAAGCCCUGGGGAUCCUGCAGAGCUUCAUCCAGGACGUGGGCCUCAACCCAGACGAGGAGGCGGUCCACACCCUGUCGGCUCAGCUGGGUCUGCCCAGACACAUCAUACGCGGCUUCUUCAACAGCCAGGACCAAGGACGGGGUCUCCAACACGAUUGCUGUCAGCACCAGAGACUGAGCCCAAAACACAGUCGAGACGACCCGCACGGCUGCACAGACACAAACCUCCUCCUGCUGGACAAUUCUACAGAGGAGCAGGGCGGGGAAAGUGAUGGAAAGACUAAAACAGAACACAAGGAGGAUGAGAAGCAAAGGGGGGGAAAUGAAUCGAGCGAUGAAUGUGCUUUGAAAGAACUGGAUGCUGGCACUCAAACCAUUCCCCCUCUGAAGGAAGAGUGGGAGAGCUCCAUCUAACCCAAAUACAUCCAUAAGCUUGGAUGAGCCAUAGCUUCUCUGUGAGCCUGGACAUGCUUACAACACAUCAUUGGUCCACUUACAACUCAGCCACUGUUCUAUACUGUACAAAUACUGACUCACAGUGUUUUGGUGUUAGGGUGUUAUUUAGGCAUUUGUCCUAAAAGACUGAGGAAAGGCAUAAAGUGGAAUAACUGUACCAGAGACCUACAUUACCCCAACCCUAUUAUUUACCCAAAAUGCACUUGAGACAGAAAGUAACUGUGACUAUACUGUAUAUACAGAUAAUGUUACUAAACAACUCCUGAGUGUAGACACAUGUGUCUGGACUAAUAAUAACCAAUACAAUGGGCCUCAGAUAACAUAUCAGUUAUCUGAUAUGUUAUAAUUCGCAACUCGUUGACUGAUGUACAUUUAGAUAUGUUCAUACCAGAAAUGCCUUGUCAGAUGUGGCACUGCCAGUUUGCUUUUCUAUGAUCAAUAUCACUCGAUUCCUGCUUGUUUUAUUCGUUGAUUGGUAUUCUGUGUCUUGAAUCCGAAUUUGUCCGUUUUAAAGUUCAAGGGAAUUUAAUCAGGAAUCGCGCCGCUAUUUCCACCCUUGAUCUCGUCCAUGUUGGUCAUCACACUGUUCACGCAGAUGCACUGCACAUACCUCUGCUGCUGUCUGGUUGUGUUUGUGUACCUAACCGGAUGAAAACAGCACCUCCUUUGCGACAGUAAAAAUCAGGUUUAGAGAAAUUAGAGAAGAAGAAUCACAUAUAACACAGGACAUCUUAUGCUUGAUGAAUAAAUAAAUAAAGCAGUGAUUGAGUUAUCUGUUAUAUAAAUCAUCAUGAUUUACAUAAAGUAUUUUUUAAUGGGUGCAUGAAUUUGCAAGUCUCAAAAUAUAGCUGUAAGUGUUACAUUUGCAAAUCUUGUGUUCUUUGUGCUAUUUAUCAUACAAAGCAAACGCAGACAAUUCAAAGGCAAAGAACAGUGUUUACUCUUGCUCUCAGUUGUUCUCAAAGUUCGCACACGCUGUGCUGUAUGGACGUGAGCGACUGAGCGCUCAAAGACUGUGGACUACAAAUGUAGGACUGAGGUCAUGCUGUGUGUACAUAAAAGAUUAAAAACUAAAUGUCGGCAUUUUUUAUUUGCAAAAUAUAAGACAUUACGACUUUGUCCUAAUUGUAUGUUUGUGUUACUUUAAUCUGUUCUGUCGAUCUGAUCUUCCAGUGGGAACAAACACUCACAUGGUCUGCGAAACAGUGGGACAUAAUAAAGACUUAUGUGUUUUGAGAGAAAGCCUCCACAGAUAA